Messenger RNA from Trichoderma asperellum CBS 433.97, 557 nucleotides. RefSeq lists its product as uncharacterized. Lineage: Eukaryota; Fungi; Ascomycota; Sordariomycetes; Hypocreales; Hypocreaceae. The record is from RefSeq and is a predicted model, not a curated record.
AUGAAGACUGUUGCUGCCAUCCUCUGCCUAGCCCUUCCUCUUCUCGCCAGCGCGGCCCCCAACCUCGACAAAAGAGAGAUGUGCAACGUAUUCAACAACGAUGGCCCCGUGCACUGCAGAAGCAGUCCGUCUUUUAGCGCCAAAUCAGUUACCACGAUUGGCGAUGGAGAUGCCUGGGAGUUCUCUUGCUAUAAGUCAGGAGACUGUUAUGAAGGAGUUUGUUCGUGGGAUUACAUCCCGGGAUUGAAAUGCUAUAUCAACGGAUUUUAUACUUCAGACCAGUGCAACUCCAAAAACCUUCGCAAGUGUUAAUCAGAGUCCAUGCCCGGGGUUAAAACGACGAAGGACGAUUUCAGUGUUUGAUUAGCGGACUAGAUCUCCGGCGUCAGGGCCAUAGGGAGCAAGAAACAGCGCUGCCAGCUACCGCUGCGAUUUUUGCGAUUUUUUUCUGCGUGCGGUGCAAUUUAAACCGGGUUCUGAGCUGUCUUGAGACACCCUUACCGAAUAAGCAUAGUCUUAUUGCUAGACGAAAUACAGUAGACAUAAUUCAUCGUGCG